Messenger RNA from Notolabrus celidotus (New Zealand spotty), 898 nucleotides. Its product is annotated as MICOS complex subunit MIC26-like. Gene Ontology annotation, cellular component: MICOS complex. Gene Ontology annotation, biological process: cristae formation. NCBI's taxonomy places the organism in Eukaryota, Metazoa, Chordata, Actinopteri, Labriformes, Labridae. The record is from RefSeq and is a predicted model, not a curated record. The coding region runs from base 54 to 644 and encodes 196 amino acids. The transcript has a single exon.
GCCUGUUUUGUCCCUCCCCGGACACCGUGGCUCAUGCAUGGCCAGCAGGGAUCAUGUUGAAGGUGACAGGUAGCACAAUGCCGGCAGCUCUGAGCGUGGUGCCGAUCGCUGUCUUCGCUGCAGCCGGGGACGAGAAGGAGGAGACCAGCCCCCUUCACCGGGACCAGCUGUCUCUGUACACCGCUCCUCCGCCCAAGUCCCGGUAUGUGGAGCCUGAAGGGGGUCAGGUGGAGGAGACUGUCGCCACCAUGAGGAAGUUUAUAGAGCCAUACACGGACUGGUGUCAAGGAACUUACGGCAACAUUAAACCCAAAGUUCAGAGUGUGACCCGGUUUGGGAAUGACACCUACAACUUCAUGAGCAGCCCGCCCAAGGACUUCUAUCCCAGGGCAGGGGUCAUAGCCCUCACCGGGGUGCUGGGGCUGUUUCUCGGCAGAGGCUCCAGGAUUAAGAAGCUGGUCUACCCGGCGGGCCUGGUGACCCUGAGCGCCUCCAUGUACUACCCGGAGCGCGCUGCAGACCUCGCGAAGUCCACCGGGGAUUCGGUGUACGAGCGCGCCGUGCAGACCUACGCUGCCCUGGAGAAGAUGCUGAAGUCCCAGAGACCAGCUGACAAGGGGAAAGACCCUGACACUAAAGUCUGAGGGUUCACGUGUGAUUCUGCAACCAAUUAAAGCAAUAAGAAACAGCAUUUCCUGGUAUUGUAAAUUGAAGUGCUCCUUAGACAAGUGUGACUUCCUCAUGCCCACUUUUUGCACUAUGCUUCUUCUUCACAUGUAACUCAGGCCGGGCAUGGUCUGUCACAUGAGACUGUAAUCUGACUGAAUAACUUCUGCCUCUGAUCUGAAUGUAUAUUUAUGUAGAGAAUUAAUAAUAAAAACUGCUGUCUUACAUACAA